This is a messenger RNA of Dioszegia hungarica, 291 nucleotides long. Its product is annotated as Acylphosphatase-domain-containing protein. Lineage: Eukaryota; Fungi; Basidiomycota; Tremellomycetes; Tremellales; Bulleribasidiaceae. The record is from RefSeq and is a predicted model, not a curated record. The transcript is spliced from 4 exons. Gene Ontology annotation, molecular function: acylphosphatase activity. Bases 1 to 291 code for a protein of 96 amino acids.
AUGGUGGCGCAGGACUUGAUCCACUUCAAAGGCGUCAGCUUCCGGUACUUUACUCAGAAACAGGCGACCAAGCUUGGUCUCAAAGGCUGGGUAUCGAACAAGCCAGACGAGUCCGUCCAGGGGGUUGCUGUCGGUUCAAGCGAGAAGCUGGCCGAUUUUCGGAAGCACAUCGAACAGGGUCCAUCAGCUGCCAAAGUAGACAAGGUGGAGCUGCUAAAUCACGAGCAGGGCGUUUCGGACGAGGCGGUGCGGAAGUCGAUAGGGAAUGUUGCUGGCUUUGAGAUACGAUAG